UAAACACUUUGAAUGCUUCAAACCAUGACCAAAUAGAGAGGAUCACAAAACUUCAUCAAACAAUACUCAUAUUUGAUCUUCAUUUUCAACAUUCUACUUCCCUCCCGUGUUAAAGUCAAGUCUUAAUCUUCAAUGUCCACCAUGAGAGGCUAUGUUUCUUUUGCAUGAGUUCUUUCCAGUUGCAAUUCUCAUCGCAGAAAGAGUUCCAACUUCUAACAAAAUGUUUGAUGACCGACUUCUCAAACGUUCUAAGAUAGCUAUCUUCUGUCUAAUAAUUUUCUCAGCAAUAAUUUUUAUUAUCCUUUGUGAUGAUCUUAUUUACCAGGAUUCUCUACACUUACAAGUGUUGCAAGCUCGACCUCACAGAAAUGGAGAGGGUAUAAGGUCAACUCGUGUUCUCACACACACCCCUUUACGUUCCUUGCAACAGAACGAAGGAGUCAGAAAAGAAAAUCCUGGAGCAUUAGUUGCUCCAUUUAAUUCAACCGAAGAAGAAAGAAUUGGUUGGUUUAAAGGGAAGCUUCACGAGUUCAAGAUUCUCCAGUCGGAUGAAUUGAGUAGGAAAUUCCAUGCUCGGAUUGUGAGGUUUUUCAGCCAUGAAUGCGAGUCUAAAUUUUUCAUGACUUGGGAGUACCCUGCAGGCUCAUUUGCAGAAAGAGAGUUGUUGUCGAUAAAGAGUAUUUUCAAGGUGCAUCCCAAGGCUUGUUUGGUGAUUCUAUCGAGGACUUUGGACUCCAUUCUUGGUUGUAGGAUCCUGAAGCCACUUCUUGAUGGGAGGUUCAGAGUUCAGGCAAUGGCCCCAGACCUGCCAUUUCUCUUCAAGGGGACUUCAGCUGAAGCAUGGUUGAAUGAGUUGGUGAAAGGGAAGAAGGACCCUGGUGAGAUUUCUCUGUUUCAGAACCCAUCUAACUUGAUGAGACUUGCAGUUCUGUACAAAUAUGGUGGUGUGUACCUAGACAUGGAUUUUAUAGUCUUGAAACCUUUAACUGUGUUGAGGAAUUGUAUUGGAGCACAAAGCAUGGACUCUGGGAAUAAGAACUGGACUAGACUUAACAACGCAGUCCUGAUAUUUGACACCAAUCAUCCACUUCUUCUCAGAUUCAUUAACGAAUUUGUGUUAACUUUUAAUGGGAACAAAUGGGGGCAUAAUGGUCCCUACCUGGUUUCCAGAGUGGUUGAGAGACUGGGGGAAAGGCCAGGCUUCAACUUCACAAUCUUGCCUCCUCUGGCCUUUUAUCCAGCUGAUUGGAAAAAGAUUGGUGGUCUCUUCAGGGAGCCCAAAACUAGAGGUGAAUCAAAAUGGGUUCAAGCCAAACUGCUUCAGCUUAGUAGUGAGAGUUAUGGGGUUCAUUUAUGGAACAAAGAAAGUAGGAAUUUGAAGAUUGAAGAUGGAAGUGUCGUGGCUAGACUCAUAUCUGAUCGGUGUAACAUUUGCAAGUAUCUCUAGUCAUGGAUAAAACUGUUUGGAGUUAACUGAGUCCCUAGGCAUGAAUUAUUAGGUAAUUAAUUUUGUUUAUUAAUUGGGUAAUGCGAUUAUCUGUGCUCUGUACCAAAAUAAUGUCAAUGUUUUACCAUAACCUAAAGGGCAUUGACGAAAAAGAAUUCUUUAAUUAUACGGCUUUAAUUAGCUUCUUUCCAAGAAUAUUUUACAAUUGUGUGCUUACAUGCUCAACUAAUUGUGAAGAUCGAACAAGAUUUCAGAAAAAGAAAAAGGUGUUCUCAAUGGAACAGGUUCUUGUGCCAUUGUAAGACAAGGGACUCCCACUUUCUCCAACAAAUUACUUACAAUCCUUUUCUUUUAAUCACUUCAAUUACCACCUACCUUGCGAGAUGAAAGGAUGUGAUCUCAGGAAGUGUUCUGUCUCUAUGUUUACAAGUCCCACAUUGCCCAAAACACAAAUCUACCAAGUCUUUAUAAAUGUUCUGACAAGGAUGUCAGCUCGCCGAGUUGGGUAGCGCCAGCUUGUGAUUCAAGCGAGGGCAUAAUGGUGGUGGGAUGAUACUGUGGCUUCUCUGGGUUGGGCUCUGACAGCAAUAUGCUGGCCUGCCCGCUCCAAGUUGAGAGCUGAUCCAUGGUACCUGAGCGAAAGCCUGGGUUUCUUGGGUCCUAAAGUGGAGGGCACUGCGUGAGGCUGGUUUCACAGAGCAGCGAAAACCUCCCUCUCUCGACAGUGGAGGGAUCACAGGCUGCUGCAGUCCCUGCCCUGUAUGUCCAGUUAGCCUAGUUUCUCAGACCACCACCGUUU
Messenger RNA from Vigna unguiculata (cowpea), 2246 nucleotides. RefSeq lists its product as uncharacterized. The record is from RefSeq and is a predicted model, not a curated record. Lineage: Eukaryota; Viridiplantae; Streptophyta; Magnoliopsida; Fabales; Fabaceae.